Molecule: messenger RNA, 1059 nt
Organism: Zasmidium cellare ATCC 36951
Lineage: Eukaryota; Fungi; Ascomycota; Dothideomycetes; Mycosphaerellales; Mycosphaerellaceae
Exons: 1
Coding region: 1-1059 (352 amino acids)
Source: RefSeq, a predicted model, not a curated record
AUGUGCCCUCCCGGUACCGACCAAACAACUCGGGGCCCACAGCGGUGGCAUCUUCUCGCGCCAUCACUCAAGCAGAGCUUCCGGCCUUUCCAGUCUACCGGAUGGAGCGAGCGCAACUUUUCAGACCUCUCGCUGUCGGAUUUGAAGAACACCACAUUCGCCUUUCGGAAACUUUCACGACUGAAUGUCACCUCAUCUGGCGUUGGCGAAGGACCCAUCCCUUCCAAGAAACAGCUUUCCCCGAUCGAGGACUUACCAGCCGAGCUACUUGCCCUCAUCAACCGCAGUUUGGGAGAGACAGAUAUCCUUGCUCUAGGAGCAUGCUCUCGGACCCUCUGGAUGCAUGCCCUGCAACAUAUUCAAGCCGAUCAUCGAAAAUCCAUCGCGGCAUGGGCUGGGACACCGCUGAUCUUCACGGGCAGCUAUCUGACAACCUUACCUUCGACGCUCUACGAGAAGUUUCCAUAUCUCCAGCAGGAAGAAAUCGAAUAUGACAGCCGACAGAGGUUCGAUAUGGGCCGCGGAUGUCCUGCGAACGGCAUGUGUCCCGCGCGCAGAUGGAACUGGGAUGCUGUCAGUUCGUACGAGGCUGUAGAUGGCAAGACUUGUCAUGAGAAAUGGCGAAGUACGCUUUUGACUGUGCCCGACUUGGAGCAGAAGACACUACAAAGGCUUCAUGGCGACCUUGACAAAGUCUUCCGUGCGUCUGUAGAUGGCCGAUGGUUUCUGAGGAACCUCACACUCAAGCAGUUCGUCAAGCUCUACGUCAGUGGCACAAACGCACCAGGACAACUCCAGGUAAAUGUUUCAGGCUCGCCAUGGCUCUCACUCGACAUGGCUCUUCUCGUGCGGACACGCUGGUCGACACCAGGGACGAUAUCUUAUGAGAAAGAGGGGGAAGAGACAGGUGCGUGGGCUGGGCAUUGUUUCGAUGUAGUCCAAGAGCAACCCGAAGACGAGGAUUGGGAAGAUGCAACGGUGGCUGUCAGGGAUGCGGCUAGAGAGAUUGUGGAAAAGAAGCAGUCCUCUGAGAGCAAUCCUCUGAGAGCAAUCGUCUGA